Messenger RNA from Poeciliopsis prolifica (blackstripe livebearer), 8892 nucleotides. It is a transcript of the gene ankrd44, whose product is annotated as ankyrin repeat domain 44. The record is from RefSeq and is a predicted model, not a curated record. Gene Ontology annotation, molecular function: protein binding. Bases 544 to 3762 code for a protein of 1072 amino acids. Lineage: Eukaryota; Metazoa; Chordata; Actinopteri; Cyprinodontiformes; Poeciliidae. The transcript is spliced from 28 exons.
UAGCAAGCUUCGCCUCCACUCUUGCAUCUGAAAGCAGGAGAGAAGCAAGGACUUCCUGUGUGAUCUCGUUCAGCUGACUACAACCUAGCUUCCUCUCCGGGAGCUUUCUGCUUCUGCAGACCGGGGACGAGGAAGGUUUGUGAGGGUUGCUGCAAAACUCCGAGAGCCGCCCGGGACCUCCGUCCACCAGAAGUAAUAGAAGCAACCAUAAAUGUGGAUCGUUCACUGCAGCGGUUCAAGCUUUUCCUGUUUCCCUGCCUCCCAGCGACGGCGCGCGCCUACCUCGGCUCAGCAGCCCUGCCGCAGAUAGCCUCGGUGGAGCGGGGCUGAUGGCCGUGGAGCUCCUACCGGCCUUCACCAUCACCACAGUCACCCGUUUGAGCGACCGGGGGACAAUUACGGUCUAGAACUUCGCCUUUCAGUCGGCUGCAGUGCCACAGGAAGCUCGAGGGGGAAGUAGCGGCGGAACGAGGCGCAGCAUCGCACCGUGCAUGGUGCUGCGGUUUGGGGGCGAGUGGAUGCGCAGACGGAGCUGACCCAGAGAUGGCUGUUCUAAAACUGGCCGACCAGCCUCCUCUUAUCCAGGCGAUCUUCAGCGGAGACCCUGAAGAGAUCCGAAUGCUAAUAUACAAAUCUGAAGACAUCAAUGCCCUGGAUCCAGAGAAACGCACCCCGCUGCAUGCAGCAGCAUUCCUGGGAGAUGCAGAGAUCAUCGAGCUCCUCAUCCUCUCUGGGGCCAGAGUCAAUGCCAAAGAUAACAUGUGGCUUACCCCUCUGCAUCGCGCCGUGGCAUCCCGCAGUGAGGAUGCCGUGCGGGUUCUGAUCCGACACUCUGCAGAUGUGAACGCGCGGGACAAGAACUGGCAGACGCCGCUGCAUGUCGCCGCCGCCAACAACGCUCUGAGGUGCGCCGAGGUCAUCAUCCCACUUCUGAGCAGCGUGAACGUUUCGGACCGCGGCGGGCGGACCGCGCUGCACCAUGCCGCCCUCAACGGCCACACAGAGAUGGUGAACCUUCUGCUUGCUAAAGGAGCGAACAUCAACGCCUUCGACAAGAAGGAUGGCCGAGCGCUGCAUUGGGCUGCUUUCAUGGGCCAUUUGGAAGUAGUGCGUCAGCUGGAGACCCAAGGUGCAGAGAUCAGCUGUAAGGACAAGCGGGGGUACACGCCUCUUCAUGCUGCAGCGUCCAGCGGACAGCUGGCCGUGGUCAAACACCUGCUCAACCUGACUGUUGAGAUUGAUGAGGCCAACGCCUUCGGCAACACAGCGCUCCACAUCGCCUGUUUCAACGGCCAGGAUGCUGUCGUCAGUGAGCUGAUCGACUACGGCGCCAACGUCAGCCAGCCCAACAACAAAGGCUUCACCCCGCUGCACUUCGCUGCUGCCUCCACACAUGGAGCACUCUGUCUGGAGUUCCUUGUCAACAAUGGGGCUGAUGUUAACGUGCAGAGCCGAGACGGGAAGAGUCCUCUUCACAUGACAGCGGUUCAUGGUCGUUUCACCCGCUCACAGACCCUCAUCCAGAACGGUGGAGAGAUCGACAGCGUGGAUAAGGAUGGCAACACCCCGCUUCACGUUGCUGCCCGCUACGGCCACGAACUCCUCAUAAACACGCUCAUCACUAGUGGAGCAGACUGCACAAGACGAGGAGUCCAUGGGAUGUUUCCUCUCCACCUAGCGGCCUUGAACGCUCACUCUGACUGCUGCAGGAAGCUCCUGUCUUCAGGUCGGAGGUUUAGCAUAAUGUGUAACGACUCGGUCCUGUCCGCAGGCUUCCAGAUAGACACCCCGGACAGCCUCGGAAGAACGUGCCUACAUGCAGCCGCUGCUGGAGGUAAUGUGGACUGUGUCAAACUGCUGCUGAGCAGUGGGGGGGAACACAACCGCAGAGACAAAUGUGGCAGGACUCCGCUUCAUUAUGCGGCAGCCAGCCGUCACUUUCAGUGUCUGGAGACUCUGGUCGCUUCUGGCAUUGAUAUUAAUGCGACCGACCAGUGGGGGCGCUCUGCCCUGCACUAUGCUGCUGCCUCAGACCUGGACAGAAGGCGGCGUGUUGCCCUGGAGCCAGAGAGCGAGGGAGUGCAAGCGGAGAGGGAGAAGGAGGCUGCACUAUGUUUGGAGUUCCUGCUGCAGAGUGGAGCGAUGGCCUCAGUCAAAGACAAACAGGGCUACAGUCCUGUCCAUUACGCUGCCGCCUUUGGACACAGGCACUGUCUGGAACUGCUGCUGAACAGAGAUGAUGGACCUCAAGAAGAUCCUGAGUCUCCUCAUGCCAGGAGCCCUCUGCACCUCGCUGCGUACCACGGUCAUGCACAGGCUCUGGAGGUCCUGCUGCAGGGGGAGAGGGACGUGGACCAGGCAGACGAGGCAGGACGGACCCCUCUGGCCCUGGCCGCCCUACGGGGCCACACCGACUGCGUUCACACGCUCCUCAGCCAGGGGGCGUCGCCACACUCUAGUGACCAGCAGUACGGUCGUUCACCUGUUCACCUGGCAGUGAUGAACGGCCAUACAACAUGUGUGCGCCUCCUGCUGGAUGAAUCAGAUGGUGCGGAGCUUAUUGAUGCCGCUGACUCUCAGGGACAGACUCCUCUGAUGCUGGCGGUGGCUGGAGGUCAUGUCGACGCCGUGUCGCUACUGCUGGAGCGGGAAGCCAACGUCAACGUGGCUGACAGCCACGGCCUCACAGCCCUCCACCUCGGGCUGCUGUGUGGUCAGGAGGAGUGCAUCCAGUGUUUGCUGGAGCAAGAGGCCUCAGUGUUGCUAGGAGACUCUCGAGGUCGCACCGCCAUCCACCUGGCCGCCGCGCGAGGCCACGCCUCCUGGCUGAGCGAGCUUCUGAGCAUCGCCUGCUCAGAGUCGCCCUCUCUGCCUCCACUAAGAGACCAUGCCGGGUACACACCUCUGCACUGGGCCUGCUACUACGGCCAUGAAGGGUGUGUGGAGGUUCUGCUGGAGCAGAAAGGCUGCCGGUGCAUCGAUGGCAAUCCGUUCACUCCUCUACACUGCGCAGUGUUGAACGAUCAUGAGCCGUGCGCGUCGCUGCUGCUGGAGGCCAUGGGGUCAGACAUCGCUAGCUGCAGUGAUGCUAAGGGCAGGACUCCUCUCCACGCUGCAGCGUUCAGCGCCCACGUAGACUGCAUCCAGCUGCUCCUUUCCCAUGAUGCACCUGUGGACACUGCAGACCAGUCAGGCCGCACUGCACUCAUGAUGGCAGCUGAGAAGGGCCGGGCUGAAGCUCUCGACUUGCUGUUGACCAGUGCUAACGCCAACCUCAGUCUAACAGACAAAGAUGGCAACACUGCGCUUCAUCUGGCUUGCAGAAAUGGGAAAGAAGACUGUGUGUUGUUGAUCAUGGAGAAGAUGUCUGACUCUUCACUCAUAAAUGCCACAAAUGCAGCACUGCAAACUCCGCUCCACCUGGCUGCCCGCAGCGGCCUGAAGAAGGCGGUCCAGGAUCUGCUGUCCAGAGGAGCCAAUGUCCAGACGGCCGAUGAGAAUGGUCUGACCCCUGCUCUGGCUUGUGCUCCUAGCAGAGAGGUGGCUGACUGUCUGGCUCUCAUUCUGGCUACCAUGAUGCCUUUCUGCUCCCCUUGCAGCUCUGGAGCUCCCUCCCCAGGCUCCCUGCUGAGGCAGCUGCCCCACCAGGGGGGUAAAGGCGUGGCCGCCGGCCCUCGGGGACCCCGCAGCCCCAGGAACCCCUCGGGACCUUCCAGCGAGGGAACUACUGAGAACGACUCAGAGGACUCUGAAACGUUUUGAUGAUUCUUACCUCAAGCUGGUCACCCGGACUCCUCAGCAGAACGGCGCUCCUGCCAAGCAGAGUGGGACGUUGGUCAGCAUGGAGCUCCAAGGGAUUCAGUGUUACGGAAACAAGCAACUUUACAAUCAUCAUUUACAGAUAUUACAAAAUAUAUAUAUAAAAUAAUAAUCUCAGAAAAUAAUUUCUAAUUUAUUCUUUAAAUAAUUUAUAAUAAUUUCAUUGGCUUUUCUUUUUCUUUUUCUAAUGAAUCAUACUUGUCUGAAUCUAUUACAGACUAACAUUUAUUUUAAAUCUUUUCUCCUAACAUCCAGGUCUUGUUUAGCUGUUCUUGGGAUUUUGUGAGAAACAUGAUCAACUUUUCACGCCUCAUGAAAAAGUUAAAUCAAAAUUGAACCGUCUUGACUUUCAAGUUUUAGAUUAUUGAAAAAAAAAUUAUCGCUUAAAAAAAAAAAAGAGAAAUGUAUAAAUCUGUUUGAAAUAGAAUGUCGAUUGGUCAUUGCACCAUUAUCUGUGUUUCCGCUGUAGGAGCUGCUUUCAGGUUCCUGGGGCUGUUCUGUGGCCAAUCUCUGGGUUUUACAUUGUCAAUAUUCAAACACAUUCACUAACAUCAGUCGAAUAUGAGAAGAAAAGAAGCUUGGUCUUCUCCUGUCAGGGCUUUAUACUAUUGUUUUGUGUUUUGAAAUCCAAGCGAAAACAAUUGUAACACCCUACAGUUCAUUUAAUUGUCAAAUUUUAGGGCUAAAAGCCGAAAGCAAGCUUUAAUUAUUACAAUUUUGUGAAUAUUACAAAUUUCCCUCGAAUCGGAGCGACUUUAGUUCUGUUUCACUAGCAACUAAAGCAAUCAGCUGCUAAGGUUCAGGUUGGAGAUCUUUCUACUCGUCUGCACAGGAAGACUUUAGUUCUUGUUACAACUUUACAUACUUUUUAAGUGUAAUUACUUCACAGUUAAAAUUUUCUUCCUGAAAAUAAAAACUUUUUAGUUUCAUCCACCUGGUGGCUAAACGGAAUGCCAGAAUUGGAACAAUUCAUUUAAAAUUUCUCUACAGUUUUACAGUUCUACACUGACUUUACUCAGCUUUGAAACUGUAAGUGCUAUGAAAAAAUCUGAAAUCAAUGAAAUCAUUCAGCUUUUUUUUCUUGGUUUGAUUCUGGGCAAUAAAUGAAUAACAUACCGUGAUAAACACUUGAUCAAUAUCCUAUACAUCCAGUAGAAUUUUCAAGCCUUUCAUUGAGCUCCGGCUGAGAAGUGAGCAGCAUUCUGGGGAAUGUAGGCAGAGGAAAGGCUUUAGCUGGCCAGCGAAGCACAGUUGAUGACAUCAACAAACACACUUACUCUUUGGUUACCAAGCAAAAACCUAUGAAAUAACUUGCGCACCAGCAGUUUCAUGUUUCACCCCUUUGUCUCACUGCUUAAAUAUAAAAAUUAACAGCUUGCAUUGCAAAGAGAAAAAGCUGGAGAGGAAAUUGUGAAUGGCACCAGUUUGGCAAUAUUUCACCUAUUUAAGACCCCCCAAAAAAUCAUUAAUUAUUGAUUAAUAUGAAACCCUUAUAUUGUGUCACAUCUUUCAGUCCGACAGUGGAAACACAAACGGCUAACGGAUGCAGUUUGGGAGCCGAUAGCUGAAACGCAUGUCAGUUUAAAAGCAAUAAGACGACUUGCUUAACUUUCCUGAACAUUCAGACUUGAUUGAAAUGAAUAUUAAGAAGUAGUAUUUUUUUUAGUAUUGGUUUUUUGUUAAACAGAUGAUGUAGUCCAGCUGUUACACAGUGAACCCUUGGGGCUCCACAUCUUCACAUUGCGCCUGCGGACGGUUCCUCUCCUCUGACUCGGAGCAGGACGUCCGGCGGCUCUUCUUUGUUUCUUCCCUGGACCGGCGCCUGCGGCCGGCCGGCUCGCUCAGUCCGCCAACAAGGAGAGCUCCAUCAGGAACGGCUUCAGUGCCGGUCUGCACGCUUACACCGACUGACGCCGCAGUUGGUUCUUACGCUCUCGGGUGCUUCAGUGUAAACUAACCUCGGUACUUAGCAUCUGCAUGGCAAAGCCAUGCUUCUCUAAGACAAGGUUUCUUUCUUCUUUUUUUUAAGCCAUUUUAAUUGUUUGUACACAAUUAAGAUUAUUAAGAAAUUCCAGUGUAGUUUUGAGUUUUUUAAAACUUGUACCAAAUAUUUGACUUCCAUGCAUAGAUAAUUCCCAUGUACUGAAGGGUUACAUGAGCAGGUACUUGUUGAAAUGUUUUACCAGCUUAAAAGCACAAGUGUGGAGUUGGCUGUGUGGUUUGAUGAAAUGUGUCCAGAAUGUGAAUAGUACAGCCUCAAUGAGAGGCUUGGUAGUUUAAUGUUCACCAGGAGAAAGAGAGAGAACGGGUACAUCUCAGUUCCACCAACAGAAAAAGUCACGCACAUCAUUGGAUUCAACCCAAAAUGAAAGUUUUUACAAGGUCUGACAUAAAUGUGUUACCAACUCUCAGUCUUUUGGAGUGAGACUGGAGGUUUUCCUGUUUCUCAUGCUGCCCAGUCUGAUCUCUCUCUAAAUAAGUAAGUGCCUGUGUCCCUGCUCUGGUGAAGACUUUGAUUUUCUAGUUGAUUUUAGUUGAAUUCUUUGGCAGCUAACAAAAAUGCUACUCUGUGUUACAGUAAGCAACGUACGAGCUUCUUUGUUUGCCCGAAUAAAAUCCCAUCACUCACCGCUUUUGCUAAAAUAUGUUUUCCUGAACAGAGAACGGUUUCCGUGACACAGAACCAGCUAAUGGCAGCCAAUGGCAGCCAUUUUGUGAACACUGAUAACUGCUUCAAACAAAACUCUUUGAAACAGUCUUAUUGACACUGUCAUCUGUUAGCCUACUUAGCAUUAGCAACUAGAUUUGGCCCAGCCACAAGAUGCCAGCCAUUUUGUUACACCAGCUAAUGCUAGCCAUAUUGCAAAAAUUGCGAAUAUUAUCGCUGUUUUAAACAAAACACAUAAACUGCUCUUAGCUUGCAUAAUAUUAUCAACUUGAUUUGCCUCGACGAGAAGAUGGGAGCCAUUUUAUUAAACAAUCUAAUAUAUUAAUGUGAAACCCUGUCAUGCCAACCAACUUUUUAAGGCCAUUUUCUUUACCUAUAGUCUACUGCAAGGAAAUGCAAUUCAUUUAAUAUUAAUAUGAGCUAACAGAAGAGCAUCUAGUUGUUAAAUCUGGUUUUACAAUCCGUCGUAUUUCAGCAGAGUCAUCUGGUCAAAACCGAAGUAAAUGAGAAUAGGGUGUAAUGUUGAGAUUUGAAAAAAUAUCCAACAGCAAUAAGAAUAUUUGGGAUUUGUUAAGAUGUUGUCAUCUUAAAAAAAUCAUUCAAAAUACUUUCCUUAGAAAAAUACUUUCCACAGAAUUACGGGUAUAAUAACGAUUCAGGAUGAAGGUACUAGACUUCCAAAAUAGCAUAGUGACAUUUCUUAGCAGAUCUUAGUGUGUAAAGUCCUAAGAGUUCUUAUAUGGGAAACUCUUGUGUUUUCUAGCAGGAAAUUCUUUAUUCUGGUAGAAAACAGAAUGUGAUCCAAGUGAAUCGCCUAAAAUGUCUUCACCAGCAGAUCUGUUGAGACAGGAGAAAGACGCGGUUGCUACCUGACUUUAAUGUCUUCAAACUUUCAAUGUUCUCCUUAAAGGUGAAAAGAAAUUGACACCUGGGGAAAAAACAGCAGACAAACAAAAUAACAAUGAUUAGCGUAGAACACCAGCUAAAUGUCGGUAUGGGCAUUUUAUUGGUUCAGAUGCUGUGUGAACUGAUUCGUUGAGGGAUGUACCCGUCGAUGGAACGCAGUAUUUGUGCAGAUGUGGACGAAUUAUGAGAUGAUCAUGUACAUUAAUGCGUUUUGUUCCGCAGCCUCCUGCACUUUGACCUCUCCAUGUGAACCACCCGGUUGUGCGCGUUUGCACACUUUACAAUUCAGAGUUGCACGGUUUCCAGAUUCCCAGAAAAAGACCAAAAGUCUCCUGUGGUAAAAAUGUCUUCUUAGCUCAGUUCUUGGUGCGAUUUAUUAACUUCAUCAUGAUGGUACAAAUACUGCCAGCACUUAAAUGUAAUGUUACACAGGGCCUUGACCACUCCGCCCUCCUCCUCCUCCCCUUUUUCUUGUCCCCCCAUUUGUCUGCAUACCAGCAACGUGCCAUCGUCUCCAACGUGUCCAGUGCCUUGAUGUUGAUUCACGUGGUUUGUUUUAUAAUAUUUUCUAUUUGUAAAUUCCGGAAAUUAUUGUUAUUAUUAUUUUUAAAGGAUAGGUUCACCAAAAACUCCAAAUAACUUGUAUGUUCAUAAAAUUCACUUGAAUACUUGAAGAUUCUCUCGCCAUGGGUUCACUGCUUUGGCUUUUUGUUGGUACUUCUCCAUAAAACGAAGCCACACAUUGGAAAACUUUACGAUUUUAAAAAUAAUCUGCCUGUUUGGAUCCGUAAAGAGGAUAUUUGAAAUGCCUUGAGAAGAGAUCGAGUUGCCAUGAGAAAAUCAAGUUAUGCUAAUGUGUGAACUUAUCCUUUAAUAUGUGGAGAGACAGAUUUUGCUUUGAACGAGAAAGUGUUUUUUUUUGUUGUUGUUUUUUUUCCCCACCUUCCUGUCUGGAGAUUUUCCUUUGUUUAAAUUUACUGCCAACAUUUCUGAUGAGAUCAAAUGAAUCGGACAUGUUGACCUGUCCUCUCUGCUGUUAUCAAAACCCACAUACCUGUACUUAUAGGUCAUAAUAAACAAAGGAGAUCUCCAGGUUUUUCUUUAAAGUUGUGUGUGUGUGUGCGUGUGUGUGUAUGUUGGCUUUAGGUACUGAUAUGAAAACGACUAGUCACAGCUUUGUACGAAACACUUCCUGUAACAGAUGGUUGAAGUUUGGGUUCAAACAAUUAUGAACUGAUAAGCACAGAUGGUGAACAAGCACAGUGAGUUUCUGCCUGAGAUAGAGUCUGACCACCAGUAUUAUUAUUCUUAUUACUAUUAUUAUUAUUAUGAUGAUGACUGGACAAGAAGAAAAAGCUUAGGCAGGCCUGACACUCUCCAUUGUCGUGUGUCUGAUGAUUUUCAUGCCAGUUCCUGAUGCAGUAUGACAUGCUGAGGGCUGUUUGUCAGCAACCUUUCUUUUAUAGAAGCUGUACAAAUAAAACUAAAACCUGUUUGAA